Molecule: messenger RNA, 4369 nt
Organism: Salmo salar (Atlantic salmon)
Lineage: Eukaryota; Metazoa; Chordata; Actinopteri; Salmoniformes; Salmonidae
Gene: pde4ba
Product: phosphodiesterase 4B, cAMP-specific a
Biological process (GO): signal transduction
Molecular function (GO): 3',5'-cyclic-nucleotide phosphodiesterase activity
Source: RefSeq, a predicted model, not a curated record
CAGCGAGAGAGUGAAAGAGAAAGAGUGAGAGAGAGGUGGGGGGAGAACAGUAGAGAGCACAGGAGCAGUAUUCUUCUUUCUGGAAGGAAGGAUGACCCUGCUGUGACCAAGACUCCUCUACCAGUGUCUAAUGAACAGGACUGGAGAAGAAGGACUAGUUGCCCUCUGAGGAAGACUGACUGGAGAGAGAGGGAGAGGGAGAGAGAGAGAGAACUGUGCUGCCUUUCCUUCUGAGGAAGACUGGAGAGCAAGAGAGAGAGAAAGAGAGAGAGAGAGAGAGAAGAAAAAUAGAGGGAAAGAGGACUCUGACUCUGCAGGUUGCUAAUCUCUGAAGCUGAGGAGAGAGAGACAGAGAGAGAGACAGACAGACAGACAGACAGACAGACAGACAGACAGACAGACAGACAGACAGACAGACAGACAGACAGACAGACAGACAGAGAGAGAGAGAGAGAGAGAGCGAGCGAGAGCGGAGGCAAAGCCACGCACACUGUGGAAGCAGGAAUUUGUGUGUUAGUGUAUUAGCCUCAAUUCCUCUGCUUCCCUCCAGCCCUCAGCUCUGCCUGCCUAUGCAUGGCAUAGCCUGUGCGAGAGACAGCAAAAUAAAUAACGAAAGAAAGGACAGAGAAAUAUCGAAAUCGAGAGGGGUCCACAGCAUCUCCCCAUCCGUCCAUCAGCAUGUCGUCCAACGAGCUGAGUGCUCCAGACGCUGACUCUGGAUGCAUCCGCACCUUUAAAGAACACAUGCACCUGGAGCUGAACACUGGCCAGGGGGGGAAGAGGGGCGCCAUGUCGCCCAAACUGUCCCCCCGCAGUUCCCCGCGCUUCUUCCGCAAGCUCAUGGUCAACAAGGGGGGGAUCCGCCACCGUCGGCGCUUCACCGUCGCUCACACCUGCUUUGAUGUGGAGAAUGGCCCAUCAGCCAGCUGCAGUCCAUUGGACCCUUCAGCAUCUCCCGGGUCAGGCCUGGUCCUACACACCAACUUCCCUGGACACAGCCAGCGCAGAGAGUCCUUCCUCUACCGCUCAGACAGUGACUACGAACUCUCGCCCAAGUCCAUGUCCCGAAACUCCUCCAUCACAUCCGAACUACAUGGUGAUGACCUGAUAGUAACGCCUUUUGCUCAGGUCCUCGCAAGCCUUCGAAGUGUAAGAAAUAACUUCACAGUCCUGACCAAUGUCCAAUGUGCUUCAAACAAGAGGUCCCCUGCGGCCACUCAGCCUCCCAUCACAAGAGUCUGUCUGCCAGACGAGUCGUACCAGAAGCUGGCCAUGGAGACCAUGGAGGAGCUGGACUGGUGUCUGGACCAGCUGGAGACCAUCCAGACCUACCGCUCCGUCAGUGACAUGGCCUCCAACAAGUUCAAGAGAAUGUUGAACCGGGAGCUGACACACCUGUCAGAGAUGAGUCGCUCUGGGAACCAGGUGUCCGAGUUCAUCUCCAACACCUUAAUGGACAAACAGAACGACAUGGACAUGCCAUCUGUGACGCCCAAGGAGAAGGCUGGUCGGGAGAGGAAGAAGCAGCAGCAGCUGAUGACUCAGAUCACUGGAGUAAAGAAGAUCUCUUAUGGACCCUCCCUCUCCAACUCCUCCAUCUCACGUUUCGGGGUCAAGACGGACAAGGAGGACAUGCUCUCCAAGGAACUGGAGGAUCUGAAUAAGUGGGGGUUGAACAUCUUUACCGUGUCAGAGUACUCCGAACAUAGACCUCUCACCUGUAUCAUGUACACCAUCUUCCAGGAGAGAGACCUGUUGAAGACCUUUAAAAUCCCGACAGAGACGUUUGUGGCGUACAUGAUGACCCUGGAGGACCACUACCAUGGAGAUGUGGCCUACCACAACAGCCUCCACGCGGCAGACGUGGCCCAGUCCACACACAUCCUGCUCUCUACACCAGCCCUCGAUGCGGUUUUCAGCGAUCUAGAGAUCUUGGCGGCCAUCUUUGCUGCAGCAAUCCAUGAUGUGGACCACCCGGGGGUGACCAACCAGUUCCUCAUCAAUACCAACUCUGAGCUAGCCCUGAUGUACAACGAUGAGUCCGUGUUAGAGAACCACCAUCUAGCUGUGGGCUUCAAGCUGCUGCAGGAGGACAACUGUGACAUCUUCCAGAGCCUGACCAAGAAGCAGAGGCAGAGCCUGAGGAAGAUGGUCAUCGAAAUGGUUCUGGCCACUGACAUGUCCAAGCACAUGAGUCUGUUAGCUGACCUGAAGACCAUGGUGGAGACCAAGAAGGUGACCAGCUCUGGGGUCCUGCUGCUGGACAACUACACGGACAGAAUACAGGUGCUGAGGAACAUGGUUCACUGUGCUGAUCUGAGUAACCCUACCAAGUCUCUGGAGCUGUACCGUCAGUGGACCGACCGCAUCAUGGAGGAGUUCUUCCACCAGGGAGACAGGGAGAGGGAGAGAGGCAUGGAGAUCAGCCCCAUGUAUGACAAGCACACUGCCUCAGUAGAGAAAAGCCAGGUGGGUUUCAUAGACUACAUCGUCCACCCUCUGUGGGAGACGUGGGCUGACCUGGUGCACCCUGACGCUCAGGACAUCCUGGACACUCUGGAGGACAACAGGAACUGGUACCAGAGCAUGAUUCCCCAGAGCCCCUCUCCUCCCUGGGCCACGGAGCAGCGGGAGCAGGGUGGAGGUGAAGGGGGCCAGGCGGGAGACAAGUUCCAGUUUGAACUCACCCUGGAGGAGGAGGACUCUGAGGGUACAGAGAAAGAUGAACAGAGCCAGGGGGAUGAGGAGGAGGAAGAGGAUGUUCUGGGGGAGUCGUCUCGCUCUCCGGUUGACUAUUUUGACUGUCAGGACCCCGAGGAAUCCAUGGAGCCCACGUCAUCCAUAGCGAUAAUUACCCACGAUGCAUCACCCACAGAUACUUAAUGGGCUCUGCUGCACCGCAAUGGUGGUUGGUUUCAUGUUUUAAACAGGAGAAAUCCUGCAGCUGUGCUUUUUAACAAGCCCACGGGGGUCUUAGUUUGAGCUUGCAUGGGGCGUCAGUUUCAACCCCCCCCAUCCUUGCACUUGCGUUAGGAGCCGGCAACAGAGGGACAGUUUCAGUGGGGCGGCUACGGAGUUCUCAGGAAAAAUGCUGCAAACAUUUUGGGCCUGAAGGACGGAAAGGCCUCUGAGGAAAUUAAAUGAAGGACUUGGGCCAAUAUGGGAAAUGGUUGUUUUUCCAUCCCGACUGGCAUCUGAAAUGUCGAUACUACUACUGAGAGAAGUUUUGUACCUUGUGACUUUUUUACUGAAAUGGGAUGUCAUGAGGUAGCUUAUGAACUACUGAUUGAUGGACAUGAGUUUAUAUAGAGAGAAAAAAUAUGUUCACUUUUUUCUUGUAUCAGUUGUCAGAGGACUUUUGUGUGCCUUUUUACUAUUAUCUUUUGAAUAUUUUUUUUUAAUUUAUUGAACACACUUUAGUAUGAAUGUUUUUUUGUUUCGUUUUUUCGAAAGCUCAAGAGCAAAAUCCUUUUAUAUCUCAGACAAAGAGAACAGUCUUCCUACUAGUAUUGGGCAAUAGAAGAAAUCCUCACUAACUUAGACAAACAAUUCCUGGACAUACUCAUCAAAUACUAAAAACAUGUUUUCCCAUAAUAAGAUAUACACAUUCUGUCAUCUUAAUCCAUGUACAAAAUCUAUGUUUCUAUAUGGAAAUUAAAUGUACACAAUGUACACAUUCAUGUUACAUGUCUAGAUUGUCAGACCUCACUGUAGACAAAUGGUAGGCAGAUAGAUGUUCACUGUAACUCCAGAAAACAGUUGGACCCUCAUGGAUCAAAUCCUGAUAUCGUUCAGACUCCAAACAAAUGUCAACAUCAUAGACAGAAAUAGCACUUGGCAGCCAAAGCAAAGUUUCUUAUCACAUGCAGUUGGAAGGCUGUUUCCAGCUUCCUCUCGAGGUAUCCUGCUGUCGUCUAUUAAUCCUACUAGACCAAAGAUUCCAGAACCUAACUGGUUCUGAUAAUGUAACAAUCUAUCUAAGGAAGGACCCCCUGUCCCUGUAGAAUCAGGACCGGUCCAGAUGAUGAAAGGUGGCCAGGCGGCUGUAUGUCUAGAAGUCAGCUGCACUAUAAUUAUCCACAUGGUUUAUACAGUUCAGCUAUUUAUUCAUCCACCUAAUAAAAGGGCAUGAAGUGCUGCUUCUACCCAUUGACCUUAAUCUUCCCUUCCCACUGACUGUAUCACAUUUCCUGGCCGGACGGGAAGUUUAUCAGGAUUUGGUCCGUUAGAUUUCAUCCUCAGAUUAGAUUCGGCACGUAGAAACUGUUGAAUGUCUGCUGCAAAACCCAAACCUGAGGAGAAAAAUACUUAUUGUUGAGAACAAGAGGAUGAUGACCCCACAGUAGUAGGUUAUCUAGAGAUGAUGUGA